Molecule: messenger RNA, 2187 nt
Organism: Patiria miniata (bat star)
Lineage: Eukaryota; Metazoa; Echinodermata; Asteroidea; Valvatida; Asterinidae
Exons: 4
Coding region: 596-1666 (356 amino acids)
Source: RefSeq, a predicted model, not a curated record
GCCAUUUCUCAAUAAUGAAGCGUUACCCCGCAUAUGGGUUAUGUACACCUGGGUGGCGUUGAUGCGUUUCAGGUACGUGUACAAAGAUGAUGCUAGAUGUUUUUACAUUGCAGUGGGACAGCAAACACAAUUUCAAAUAUUUGUCCGUUUUAUUGAGCAUGAAGCGCAUCGCAAACAUUGGUUGGAGGACUUCUUAAGAAGGAUGUUGACUCUGAAGACACGUAAUAUAUAUUUAGGAUCAGGUGCAGCAAAGAGGUGAAACGAAUCACGAGAUGACAUAUUUUGGAUAAGAAGACAAUCCCGAGACAACACCGUCGGAUCUUGAAGAAGACACACACGAUAAUGCUCUCGCACUUAGUAUCGGACAAUGAAUAAGCAUCCAAGUGAGUGUUGAAGAGUAUAAUGUGACAAAAAAACAAUAGUUGGCUGAAGACAUGAUCAUGAUGAUGGAGGACAUGAAAUAUCAUUUUGCUCAAGAUAACUGAUGUUUCGAUGACAUCUGCACAUGAGGUACGGAGAACACAUUCGAGGCGAGAACCCUUAUAACUGUGUCCAAGGUAUUUAGACUUUUUCCAGGCAACUGACCACAGGUACCAUGCGGUUCUCGAAUCGCGAACUUAGACUGAUUCUCUACUCUUUCUUCGUCGGUGCAAUAGUCGCCACUCUCGUUAACCAAAUCAUCAACCAGCGAUCGCCACCCAGAGCACGGAGGAGAUGCCCACCUCUUAAAGAGUCCCAGGAGAAAUUCUGUCCUCAAUGUCCGAAGCUUGAGUGUCCGAAAUGCAAGUCCCUGGAUGGAGGCAGUGCUGUCCAGCAGGUGCCUAAGACGCUGAAAUCAUUUCUGAGUAGGCAUUGGGAGGUCAUGCACAACGAUGCGGUGGUGUUUGCCAAGACUCGCAUGAAAUCUGUUCCAAGCUACGUCAUCUCUCUACAUCCCAGUGAGAAGGACCCAGAGAUAAGUCACACCUUGAUAGAGCGAGGAGGAUGGGAGGAGGAGCUGAUUGUGCGCAUGUGCCGUGAGAUGAACAAGGCCCCCAGCGAUGCAUACUUCGUGGAUGUGGGAGCUUACGUUGGGAGCCUUUCUCUUGGGGUGUCGGCCUGUGGACAUAAAGUCAUAGCAUUCGAACCAAUGACCCGGAAUGCCUUUCUUCUCAAGGAGAGCGUCUUCCUCAACCAACUCUCCUCCGAGAGGUUCACCAUUCACAACAUGGCGCUGGGAAACGUCAACGGUAAAGCCUGCUUCUUGGCCAGCUCCGGUAACCAAGGAGACGGGAGAUUUGUCUCAGGUGGAGAUGAAGGGCAUGAAUGCAACUCGCAUGAAGACACCAUCAAGAUGGCGAGACUUGACGACGUCCUCCAAGAAGACUUUAUCAUCUGGACACUGCACAUCGACGCGCAGGGAUUCGAACCAGCCGUCCUGGCCGGCGCCGAGUGGAUUCUAACCGGUCCCAAUCCACCUCGUUAUCUGCACGUGAGACUAGGAAGUGUCUACAGUCAGGAGGUGAUGGAGGUGUCGAGGGGGUUGGUGGAGACGCUGGCUUGGUUGAAGGAGAUUGGAUAUGCCUUGAAGAAUGCUGCUAAUGAACCUAUUAGAGAUCUGUCCAAGUUUGUCUGGAGUCUUGGACAUGAAAAGAGUUAUGUUUUCGGCGUUUAUGGCAUGCCAUGAGAGGUACUUUGCUGGUCGAUGGUUCGAAUCCAUGCUGUGAACAUAUAAAGCACCCCCCCCCAAAAAAAAAAUCAAAAAAAAUCAGGGAUUUGCCCAGGUUUGUGUAAAUUCUAGGAUGUUUAUGAAGUAAUAAUAAAAAUACGGGUUCUUAUGUAGCGCUUUUAUCUACGAUCAAAGUGUUUUACAUGCAUUAUUAUUACCCCUUGAAGUAGGGGUGUAUGACAUAAAGUAAUGUGAGGCAUCUCACUGGACGAAGGUUCGAAUCAAUGUUUCUUGGACUUUAAUGAUAAUGACAGUAAUCUAGUUGAAUUGGAAGACAAUGGCUCUUUUCCAUUGAGGAUAACUGCUAUGGUUUCAUUGAUUUAACAGGUGAUCGGAAAAAUGAACUGUUUAAGUUUGUGAAAACCAGAACAACUGUACAUAUACAAUUUUGAAAAGUUUCCCCUGUGUAUAUUGAGUUCAUUGAUGAGUUUACAUUUAAUUAAUUUGAUCAUAAAUAAAUAUUUGCACUAAGCACUUAG